UUUCGGUUAUCGAAAGUUACUGUUGUUUGUAAGAAUUAUUACAUACUUAUUCUUGUGAAUGGUCAGAAUCGUGUCCCAAAAUGCACGUCCGAAUAAGAGUAUCUGGAAAGUCUGACACCAUAGUGGUAGUGGAGUCGAAACUGACUAAAAUUGAAAAUUUUCGACGAAUCAUUAAAGACAAAUUUGACAUCGACGUAAAAUUACAGCGAUUAUUCUACGGAGGAAAGUUGCUAGAGGAUGGUUAUACAUUCCACGAUUACAAUAUUAAGUUGAACGACGUCAUACAACUUAUGAUUAGAGAUGCACCACAAGGAAAGGCCGAAAAAGAGGAUAAUGAUACCUCAGCUUCAGGCAAGGUGGAGCAGGAUAAUCAAACAUUUGACAAAAAUAUUAUCCAUACAGAUGUAACCAGCCAAUAUUACAUUGUUGGUGACAUUAUUGACAUGCGAGAUAGAGAGUAUGGUGCAUGGUUUGAAGGGAAAAUAGUCAGAAUAGUGUUGGAACCUAAAGCUCAGCACAAAUACACAGAUAUUGAUCAUCAAAAGAGUGAAAUUAUAGAUUUGAAAGAUGAGAGUCAGGGAAGUGAUUCUGAAAACACUCCUCCGGGAGAAAUUGUGAAUGAGGAAAACCCUAAAUCUAAAAGAAAAGGAAUUGCUAAAUAUUUCACUAAAGCUGUUAAUAAAAAGAAAGAAAUUCAGGUCAGCAGUAGAGUCCAUGAAGAUGAUCUGCUUUUUAAAAUACAACUUGACGAUGACGAAGAAGACUCUGACAUUUAUUGCAAAUUAAAAGAAAUUAGACCUCGGGCACGCAAUGUUGUUGAAAUGACUGACUUGAAAGAAGGACAAACUGUUAUGAUUAACUACAACACUGACCAUCCUCUGGAAAAGGGUUACUGGUAUGACUUCACCUUAAGUGAAAUAAAGAAAACCCGCACGACCUAUGAACUUGUAGGUACUUUGUAUUUGGGACCUGAAGCUGUACCCCAAAAUGAAACACAAGUGAAAGUUCACGAUAAGAUUUUCAACAUUGAAGAAGUAAUUCCACUUGAGAAAAGAUCUGAAGAAUAUAAACGUAUGAUGGCAACACUGCCUGAGAAACGAUCAUCUCCUCUGAACUGUUUGACCUGCCGCGACAAUGAAAUGACGCCGUGCAAGGAUUGCGGGUGCUUUUUGUGCUUAGGAAAAGAAAAUCCUGAAAAGAUAGUGCUUUGUGACGAGUGCAACAAUGGUUACCAUAUGAAAUGCCUUAUACCACCACUGAAAGAGCUUCCUGAGGAAGAUUGGUACUGCCCGUCAUGCAAACGCGACCCUACCGAUGUAGUGGCGCCAGGUGCUGCUAAGCAGACGAAAAAGACAACAGCUUCGAAGAGUAGCAGGGAUUGGGGAAGGGGCAUGGCUUGUGUAGGUAAAACAAAAACAUGUGCAAUGCCGCCAAAUCAUUUUGGGCCGAUUCCUGGCAUUGAAGUAGGCAUGUGCUGGAGGUUCCGCAUACAGCUUUCAGAAUCGGGCGUCCACAGACCUCCGGUGUCAGGCAUACACGGGCGCGAUGUAGAGGGUGCAUACAGCAUUGUGCUCUCGGGCGGUUACGAGGACGACGUGGACAACGGCGACGAGUUCACGUACACAGGCAGCGGGGGCCGGGACCUUUCCGGGAAUAAGAGAACUGCUGAGCAAUCGUGCGACCAGACUCUCGCCAGGGAAAAUAAGGCUCUUGCACGGAACUGUGCGGUGAAGCAAAUCAGCGAGACGGGUGGCGACGCCGGGGAUAACUGGCGGGAAGGGAAGCCGGUUAGAGUCGUGCGCUCCUACAAAAUGUUGAAACAUUUCCCCAAGUAUGCUCCUAAGGCAGGCAUCCGUUAUGACGGAAUAUACAAAGUGGUAAAGUAUUACCCAGAAAAAGGUUUGUCUGGCUACCGUGUGUGGAAGUACUUGUUGCGACGUGAUGAUCCCAGCCCAGCCCCGUGGGAAGCCGGGGCAAAGGAGUAUUCUCUUGUUUAUCCCGAUGGCUACCUCGAAGCAGAAGCUGAGAAACAAGCGUUAAAAGAGAAGAACAGCAAAGCUGCUAAAGGAGGCAAAAAGAGAGCUCUUCGGGAGAGCAACGUCUCCGAAUCGAAUGGCAACGCUUCUCCGCCAGGAAAGAAACGAAAAACUGCGAAGAAGGGAACUCCUGACCCGAAAAAUAGCGGUGAAUUUUCUAAUAGCACCAAUGUGAGUCCAAAAACAAAAAUACCAAGUAUGUUCGCCGGCCGGAAGAGCACAAAGCAAUCACCGGUAAAAGUAGACAACGCUUUAACCGACGCGGAAACACUGGCCAUAAAAGAUGACGCUCUCAAUAAGAAGUUGUGGGAGGAAUGCUUAGAAGUGUGUCGCAGCAAUGGCAAAAAGGGACUAGUCGACCAUGUGACACAAGUAUUCUUAUGCAUCAUAUGUCAAGAUGUGCCUGUGGGUCCGGUCACUACACCGUGUUUACACAAUUUCUGCAUGGCCUGUCUAAAACUAGCGUUCAAGUCGACUGGCGUGCGGACUUGCCCCUGUUGCCGACAGAGUCUGGUCAAAUACGAACCAGAACACAACGAAAAACUGAGAGCUGCCCUCCAGUGCAUCAUGCCUGGUUACGACGCAGGAAGAAAAUAGACCCGAUAUCUCGUGGUUGUAAUAAAUUUGGCUGUAGCUAUAUGACACGAAACACUUGAAUAUAAAAAGAUGGUCUUUAAAAAUAUAGUACUUGUCUUCAUUAUGGUGUCAUUAAAAUAUAACUCAUCUGAAGCUGUGUUCAAGCAUUUCUGUAGCUAUCUUGAUUAAGCUGUCAGCGAAGUGAUAUUUACUGGUGAUCAAAGCGAAAUCUGCAUUUGCGACGUACUUCAUUUUUUGUAGAGAUGCACACGUGCAACGUCAUGUGUUACUUUUUUUAGCACGUUUCAGUAAAAUAUUAUCGAACUUUACAUAAAAUUGCCACAUUUCCAAUUCGAAUGACCUUCUAUACUAUACAAUGACUUUAAAUCUACCUCAGUGGCCUUACGGUUCCCAUGCUGGACUGUCACGCAGAGGUCCCGGGUUGGAUUUCCGGCCGGGAGAAAUACUUUCAUGGCCUACAUUUAUUUCUGUCGUGAGUUUGGGUGUACUUUGUGGUUGUCUAUAUGUGUCUAUGGCACACGCGAUACAGGGUUCUCCUAAUGCAGAGCUAUGAGUGUGUGCGCGUUAUUGUUAAGUUGCACUCUGAACAAAAAAGUGGCGUAAUUCGAAAAAUAAUUAUUGGGGUAAAUGAAAAUUACAGUCGCAUAUGUUAAAAAUGUGUUGUAUAUGAAACACUAUAAUUAUAUUAACUUUAUUUUGUACGUUGUUUUUUACAUUUUAUUUGUCAUUUUCCCAAAAAUGUUGAUUUUCGAAUUAUUAUACGUCUCAUUGUUAGUGAGCUUGUGAAAUUUACUUCAAU
Messenger RNA from Hyposmocoma kahamanoa, 3432 nucleotides. RefSeq names its product E3 ubiquitin-protein ligase UHRF1-like. The transcript is spliced from 16 exons. Gene Ontology annotation, molecular function: protein binding; ubiquitin protein ligase activity; metal ion binding. The coding region runs from base 81 to 2633 and encodes 850 amino acids. Lineage: Eukaryota; Metazoa; Arthropoda; Insecta; Lepidoptera; Cosmopterigidae. Gene Ontology annotation, biological process: negative regulation of gene expression via chromosomal CpG island methylation; protein ubiquitination. The record is from RefSeq and is a predicted model, not a curated record.